Daucus carota subsp. sativus is the source of this 3986-nucleotide messenger RNA. RefSeq lists its product as uncharacterized. Bases 699 to 3986 code for a protein of 1095 amino acids. The transcript is spliced from 4 exons. The record is from RefSeq and is a predicted model, not a curated record. NCBI's taxonomy places the organism in Eukaryota, Viridiplantae, Streptophyta, Magnoliopsida, Apiales, Apiaceae.
GAACGACGUCGUUUGCAUACUAUAAAACCGACCGAUUUCGGUCGGUUUUGAUUAUUUUAUUUUUAUUUCUUGAUUUAUUUUGGCUAAGUGCUAAGACGACGUCGUUUGUGCAAAAUAAAACCGACCGAAUUGGUGGUCGCUUUUGGGCGGUCGGUUUAAUAUGGUCGGUUUUAAAUGCUGGGAAAGUAGCGUUCUGCUCGUUAACCGACCAGAAACGGACGUUCGUUUUAUUUUGCAACAUAACCGACCACCCGGUGGUCGGUUUUGACCCCCAUUGUAUAUUUUAUUAUUUAAAAAACGGCGGGUAGGUGCGUUUUAGCAGUGAUACGACAUCGUUUUGUUUAAAUAGACAUAACCGACCGUUUAUAUUUGACAGUCGGUCGGUUUUGUGUGAGCUAAAAAGUUAAAAACUACUCUCCACUUUCAUUAUACAACAAAGCUUGGAAAUUAUCAAAUAUCAAAAGAAGAAGAAGAAGAAGGAGAAGAAGAAAAAGAAGAACAAGAAAGGAAGGAAUCAAUUAUCAAAAACAAAGUAAGCUACUCUUCUUAAUUAUGAUCACAUUGUGAUUUUUAUUUAUUUUGUUGAGAAUAAUUUGUAUGAAUGUUGUUUAUAUAAAUUUCUUGGAUAAUUUGUAAUGUGUAUAUGUUUUAUGUUAUGUUAAUACAUACGUGCGUGGUGUGUAUAUAUAUUUAUGUAGAUGACAAAUCUUGAUCGAAGUUGGAUUAGUAACCGGUUGCAACGAGAUAAAAUUACUCUUAAUUUAGAAUAUAGGGAAGGUGUAGAGGAAUUUUUGAAUUUUGCAAGCUUGAAAAUGGAGGGAGGUAUGAUGAAAUGUCCUUGCAAGCUUUGUAAAAAUUUGAAUUGGUUAGGGGUAGAUGAUGUUCGGUUUCAUUUGAUAUCCGAGGGUAUGAUGGAGAGUUAUACGGUAUGGACUUCGCACGGAGAGGUUUCGCAAAAAAAUAAAAAGCGAAAAUCAUGUGAAACGCGAGAAUGUCGUAGGGUAGUAGAUGAUCAUGUUGAUAUCAACUCCAUGUUACAUGAUUUUGCCGGUUCGAAUCAUGAAUUUUAUGAUACCACGGGUACUACUAAUGUUGAAGAAGCUCCUAAUGAUAGUGCUAAAGAAUUUUAUAAGGCGAUUGUUGAAAAUGGUGCUCCUAUUUAUCCCGGUUGCACAAAAUUUACAAGAUUAAGUUUUACCGCAAAAUUGUUGGAGUUCAAAAAUGCGUCUAAUUGUAGUGACAAAGCCUUCAACAGUUUGAUUAAGAUCAUUAUGGACGUGUUACCAAAAAAGCACACAUUACCCGAGUCUUAUUAUGAGAUGAAAAAGGUUAUGAAAAGUUUAAGGGUGGAAUAUGAAAAAAUUGAUGUGUGCGAGAAUGAUUGUAUGCUAUUUUAUGGAGAUGACAAAGAUAAAAUUGUGUGUGAUAUAUGUAGUUGUAAUCGAUAUUUGGAUAAAUCAAGGAAAAAUGGUAAGAAAAUUCCGAGAAAGAUUUUAAGACAUUUUCCUUUGAUUCCCCGACUGCAACGCUUAUAUAUGUCGGCACAUACAUCCAACCACAUGAGGUAUUACAAAAAUCGAGAGGUCAAUGAAAAAGAAAUUUCUCACCCUGCGGAUGGAGACGAAUGGAAGAAUUUUGACCUCCGAUAUCCAUCAUUUGCUCAAGAAAUUCGUAAUGUAAGACUUGGUUUUGCGACCGAUGGUUUCAACCCGUUUGGGAAUACGGGUAACAAAACAUAUAGUGUAUGGCCCGUGGUAAUUGUUGUGUAUAAUCUUCCGCCGUCCAUGUGUAUGAAGAGACCGUAUAUGUUUUUGACGGAUAUUAUACCGGGUCCGGAGAGUAUUGGGAAAAAUAUUAAUAUAUAUCUUAGACCUCUCAUUGAUGAAUUGAAGACAUUAUGGUAUACCGGAGUGCAAACAUAUGACCAAUCUCUAAAACAAAAUUUUACCAUGAGAGCGGCUCUUAUGUGGACAAUCAGUGAUUUUCCUGCCAUGAGUAUGGUAAGUGGUUGGUCGGGGAAAGGAAAGCUUGCAUGUCCAGUGUGUUUGGGAAGUGUGCAGGGGUUUCAGUUAAAACAUUCUGGGAAAUGUUCUUUUCAUGGCACUAACCGAAUUUUUCUUGAACCUAAUGAUCCAUUGCGUAAGAAGAGUAGCUUGUUUGACCAUUCGGAAAAAAGGUUGUGGCGUGGACGCUUAUCCGGGGAGGAAGUUAAAACUUGGAUUGAUAGCAUAGACUUUCCACCACCCGGAAAGACUAACAAAAAGAAAAGAAGUGAUGGAUAUGGGGUUGAGCAUCAUUGGACUCAUGCCCCGAUGUUCUAUGAUCUCCCUUAUUGGUCUUCACAUAGUUUGCGACAUUCCAUUGAUAUCAUGCAUACCGAAAAAAAUGUGUUUGAGAACAUAUUUUUUACCAUUGUUGGGGGCAAGAAGUCAAAAGAUCACCACAAGGCAAGGUCGGAUUGCAAACACUUCGGUGUGUUGCCUCAUUUGUGGAUUGAUGAAAAUGGCAAAAAACCAAAAGCUCCGUACUCUCUUAGUAGAAAACAACUCAAACUUCUAUGUCAGUGGAUUGAGUCGUUGAAACUUCCAGACGGUUAUGUCUCAAAUAUAUCUCGUUGUUGCAAUGCUAAGGAGUGUAAGUUUUUUGGAUUUAAAUCGCAUGAUUGUCAUAUUUUCCUUCAAAAAUUGUUGCCUCUAUCAAUUCGCGAGCUUCUACCGGGACCAAUUGUGGAUGCCUUGACAAUGAUUUCCAAUUUUUUUCAAGAAUUAUGUUCAUCUGUGAUUACGAGAUCCGACUUGGAUCUAAUGACGAAAUCGGUUAUUAGAGCUUUGUGUUUAUUGGAAACAAUUUUUCCUCAGACUUGGUUUGAUUCGAUGGAGCAUUUGGUAAUACAUUUAGCAGAAGAAAUUAGACUAGCAGGACCCGCUUAUUGGCAUUGGAUGUAUCCAAUUGAACGGUUAUUAGGGAAAUUUAAACAAAAGGUUGGUAAUAAAGCGCGAGUCGAGGGUUCAAUUGCCGAACGUUAUAUGGAAGAGGAGAUUCUUAAUUUUUGUUCCUUCUACUUUGCCACGGACUCAAUUCAUAAUAAAAUACGUCGCAAUGAAGCUCGUUUUGAUGGUGAUGGCUCCGAAAAAUUAGAAGUUUUUGAAUAUCCAAUUGAAUGUCUUGGUAAAGAGGGAAGUCGUUAUUUGACCGAUAAAGAGCGAAAGUUAGCAGAAGAAUAUGUACUUCUAAACUCUCCAGAAAUUCAACCUUAUCUAAGGCGGUUUACAGAUCGUGUUAUGAGUCAACGUCCGGAGACAACACCUCAACAAUUAGAUUGUUACAUAAAGACCCGAUUUAAAGAUUGGUUAUUGAAAAAGGUUGGACGAAAUGAUGUAAACCGACCUCUUCUUCAAUAUUUGUUUGAGGGACCGGCUAUGCGGGUAAUGACAUUUGAGACUUGUAAAGUCAAUGGAUACAAAUUUUGUACGAGAACAUCUUCCGGUUCCGGUGUCAUUGUUAAGGGCACUUCACAUGAUAACAAUAGUGAUUAUUAUGGACAAUUGGAGGAAAUUGUCAAGCUUAUUUAUCGAGGAGGAAAUUAUGUAUAUUUAUUCAAAUGUAUAUGGUUUGAUAGUGUCGGAAAUGGUGUUGUGAUUGAUAAAAAUAGGGUCGUGACCGUGGAUAUUACUUCAAGAUUGAAGUCGGAUGAGAUUUUUAUUUUGGCUAGUCAAGCUUCCCAGGUUUACUAUGCUCCCAGUGUAUUGAAUCCACAUGGCAAAUAUUUUACGGUCGUCAAGUCUAAAAGUCGUCCGAUAAGCGAAUCUAUCAAAAUAUCAAAUGAUAUUGAAGAAGCUUAUCAAGAAGAUAGAUCAAAUGCUACUAGUGCAUUCUCUAUAUUUGUUGAUUUUGCACAAUAUGUUUGUACUCACAUUCAUAAGGAGGGCUUGGAAUUUGGUUUUGUGUUUGUAUUAAGGGGUUGUGGUUUGCAUUUGGCAUUUUGA